Messenger RNA from Nymphalis io (European peacock), 1923 nucleotides. Its product is annotated as carbohydrate sulfotransferase 11. NCBI's taxonomy places the organism in Eukaryota, Metazoa, Arthropoda, Insecta, Lepidoptera, Nymphalidae. Bases 437 to 1549 code for a protein of 370 amino acids. Gene Ontology annotation, cellular component: membrane. The transcript has 8 exons. The record is from RefSeq and is a predicted model, not a curated record. Gene Ontology annotation, molecular function: sulfotransferase activity. Gene Ontology annotation, biological process: carbohydrate biosynthetic process.
AAGGUCGAUACGGCGAACGGAGCCCAGUACCGGCGCGUCUGCCUUCGUGUGCGGAUGUAUCGCGUUCUAAAUUCAAUCGUGCUGUAGACGGCUCCAUCACCGCGAUCGUUUCGUACUGACAAUUAGAGCUUUUAUUUAUAAACAAAUGUUGUUUAUCUCUUAUAACAACUAUUAAUUUCUAAUUAAUCGUUGGUUUACUGCGUUAUGUAUGUUUAAAAGUCUUAUGUUUUUGAUUGGAAAGUGAUUUGUUUUGGUUUAUGUUUAUAUUGAAAGGUGAAAGCGCACGUGCCGUUUUGAGAAGACAAGAAAUAAAUUAAAAGUAAAUGAAAUGUCAUUGCUUCAUUUAUUCAUGUAUUUAAAGUGUCCACAGAUAAAACAAUGUAAUAGACAAAUUUGUGAAUGAUUUUGUGAUGGUGAUAAAUUAAAUAAUAUAAAAAUGGGUAGAAGAAACGUCAGUGCUUUGAGGCUAGGGAGAUGCGUUGCCUUUUUAGCCGCAGCAGCCUUUCUGCUACCGUUCUCCAUUCUUCUGAUGGUAGCUGAUCAACAGUACAAUUUGACGUACAACUCCAAACGAGUCUUCUAUCAAGAGAGUGACUUCUAUAAAAUAAACGGAACAUAUUUUCAGCCCACGUUUUUACGGACACAGUACAUGUUCGAAAAUGGAAGUCACGAUGAAGGACUGCUCAAUCGAGAGAAGUUUCUAGAAGUGGGCAACAGGAUGGAGGCCAGAAGAGAUUAUUUGCGAAGUGAAUGUUCGAAACACGGUCUCGACAGUUCGAGCCAUAAAGCGUAUGCGUGGGAAUAUCUCAUCAACCGGCAGUACCAUGUUAUAUGGUGCAACAUCUUCAAAGCCGCAUCAACAUCCUGGAUGUACAACUUUAACUUAAUGGCAAACUAUACAGCUACCUUUCUCGAUAAAACAAAGGAAGUUCCGCUUGAAUUAGCCCGGAAGAAAUACGCGAGGCCUACAGUAGAAAUGAUAAGGAAGGCCCAAGGGGAUUCCAUCACAUUCUUGAUCGUGAGACACCCUCUAGAAAGGUUGGCGUCAGCUUAUAACGACAAAAUCGUCCAUGCCUGGCCUAAGUCAUUCCACGACCAGAUGGGGCGUAGAAUAAUUAAGAAAUAUAGAAAAUCAAGCCCCAAACCCGUACCGACGGAAAGGUAUCCUGUCUUCGAAGAGUUCGUGUCUUACGUGCUGGACGAAGCAAAGGUGAAAAGAACGUUGGACAUGCAUUGGACGCCUUACACCGAUUUUUGCACACCUUGCAAGUUUAAUUUCGAUGUCAUUCUCAAAUUCGAAACAUUGGACGAAGAUCAAAGGUUCCUAAUCCAAAUGGCUCGUCUCCAAGAGAUUAUCAAACCUGAAUGGCGGAAUAGCGGCAAAGGAACCAAUACAUUACAUAAUAUUAAUCAUUUAUAUUCACGUCUCAAGAAAUCACAAUUGGAUGGUCUUUAUAAACUGUACAAGUACGACUUCCAACUAUUCAAUUAUACUAUAGACAACUACUAUGAAAUAAUUAAAAAAGACGAUGACAGCAACCACGGAUGAGCGCCAAAGACAUCAAUAUAUUUUGAAUGCUUUAUUUUAUCGCUACAUUAGCGUGACAAGAUGAUUGAUGGCGAAAAAAAAUAUCGGGAAGACUGAUUGUGAAGGGAAAUAGUAUAACGGCCAAUUUAUUGAUCCGUUGCUACCAAUUUAUUUGCGUAUUUAUUUAGUAAAGAUGUAGUAAAUUUAAUAAAACUUUACAUUUUGUUUAUUGUUAUUGUAGAAUAUUUUAUUUGAGUCUAAAGAUUUAAAUAAUCGUUAUUUUCUAUUAUAUUUAUUCAUAAAUAAAGGUACAUAAUAUAUAUAGUCACGCUAUAGUGAUAUGUUUGUAAUUCAAGUUUUUCUUUCACUAGCCAAAAAUCGAAUUAGAUUUCAAA